AUGCUACCCAUACCUUCACCAGCGCUGGCCGCUCCGACCCAACCCACAACGUAUCAGUGGGCGAAACGGCACUUCUACACCUGCGACUCGAUCACCUACGCCUGGGAGCCGGAAUGGUAUACCCAGCCAUUCUAUACGGCCUCGUCCAGCUCAUAUGAUGCGGCGGCGUCAAAGGGGCCCGUCAAUCCUCCGGGGUCGGUGCUGGGUGAGAACACUGCAUGUGCGGCCGAGACAAGGAGUAGAAGUGGGUCAGAGACGGCGGGAGCGGGCGCAACGGGGAGCGGGAGGGGAGGAACGACGGUUGUGCGCGUCACAACGACCUCGGGCGGGUCCACGUUCGAGGCGACAAUCACACCCGUACUUGGCUCUACCGCAUCACUAGAGACAUCCGCUCUGUCAGCUACAGGAGUCCCCUCGAGCGGUCAGUCAGACCUGCCGACUCCCACCGCUACCGCUUCGGCAUCUACCUCUAUCUCCUCGACCUCGCUGUCCAUAUCGGCCAUAUCAACGUCCUCCUCUUCCUCUACCGCCGCUUCUCAGGCGCAAGUCACCGAUCCCUCGUCGAUCAAUAAUUGCGCGGGCGACCUGGACUUUCAGGCGUGGGGCACGAUUGCGGGAGCUGGAUUCACAGUACUCAUAGGGGGAUUGUUGUGGCUACUAUGGGCACUACUGAGGGGGAGAUUACCAGCGCUCUACUCGCCCAGAACCUACUUCGUGCCUUCCGACUCUCGUCCAUCCAAAGCCUUCUCCCUACUCGCCUUCCUCUUCCCCUUUUUACCCAGCACAUCCGCCGCCUCGGGCUCAGCAGCGACCUCCUCCCUCCCCGUCGUCCUCGCCAGCCUCAAACUCCUCAUCAUCUCCUCCCUCGUCGCGCUCGCCGCUGGUCUCCCCUUGUUACUCGUCACUAACCCCUGUAUCGCGCAGACCUCCCCUACGAACCUCCUCGGCGGUCGUCUUGGCUUCUUAUCCGACCUGAGCCUUCUGCGCUUGCUCAACUCGCUAGAUCCAGCACCGGAGUCGGCAUCGCGUGACUCGUCCAUCCAGCUUCUCCUCCAAUUAUCACCGAUUAGGCGUGCUCUUCCGCAGACUAUCGGCCCGGCGCUCUCGUCCGCUCGUGUCCGGCUCAUCGUGAUUCUUGUCCUGGGAGGACUGCUGAGUCUCGUUGGCGGGCUGUGGAUCGUCACGAGGACGUAUGCGCAGAUAUCGGCCAGAAGACGGAAGUUCGAGAAGGCGACAUGUGGAGGUAUCGAGAUGGUUGUGGUGUCGGCCAAGGACGCACCGGGGUGGAAGGGCUUGUCGGAGGAGAGAUUGCGGAAGAUGUUGCUUGAUGCGAUGAAGCCAAAGGAGGAGGGUCAGGGGUCGGAGGCGGUAGAGCUGAGUGUGGUCGGGGUGUUUGCUAUACCGGACACGACAGCAUUACGAGCCAAAGUUGAAGAGCGGGAGACCGCGCUGCUGCAUCUCGAAGCGGAAGAGGCAGACUACCUACUCGGCCACUCGGGCCAGCACGGUUCGACCGCUCACCUCCCUCGCAGCCAGCCAGACACACCCUUCACGCCUGCGCAGCCACCCAUCGCCUCCACCUCCCGCAUCGCCGGCCGUUCCAGCGCCGACAUCUCCCAAUCAUCCCGUACUCCACACCGCCCCUCUUUCGCAGCACGACGCGAGCCGUCCCGGUUCCGCGAGAUUAAUCGAAACUCUCUCCAGGCCAGCUUUGUCCAGUUUGAGAUCGGCCAGCCGAUCAAGGUGGACGAGUCGGGCAAAUUCGUUCCCGACCCCAGCCCGGAAAGUGAGGAAGGGCAUUCUGGAGUUCUCGGGGCUGUGUCCGAAUCAGAGGGGGAGUCGGGGGGCUCUGGGGAGGCUGACUCGAGAGCAUCAGAAGGGUCGAGGGAUGAGGCGAGGCUGCAUGACGGUCCGGCUCGACAGCUGGACCUUCAGCCCAGUCCGCCGUAUCGCAGUGUCCAGCCCUCAGCGGUUCCUUCGCCAAGCUCGCAUCCGUCGCCCGGGGUAGAGACGGCGCGGACGAGACUGAAGGUCUUGGAUGAUCAAGUAGAGGCGUUGCAGCUGGUCGCGAUGAGGUCGGCGGCGACUGGGGCGGAUACCGUCGGGUGGGUGAUAGUAGGACGAGGAGUGCGUUUCAUACCAGGCGGAACGCGGAUAGAGGGGUGUACGAUCGAGGAUAUAGACUGGAGGAAUGUUGGUGCCAGAGCGGGCGGGACAAGGUUUUGGGCGAGGAUAGCAAUACUGGGCGUCAUCUUGGGUCUGAUCUUGAUCCCCUUCAUUGGCCUCUCCAACGCUUCAUCACCCGGCUUUGCGCACUACUUGCCCUUCCUAGGUCCUCUCGCACGGAGUGACGGAUUCGGCUCGGGGGCAGCGCAGGGCUUCGUGCCGGGGUUGGUGAUGUGCUUCGUCGUCCUGCUAGCUAUCAGAGGGAGCAUAUUCCUGGCUCAUCGCGUACCGACGAUAUCUCGUAGCCGCCGGGACGUGCUCGCUACCCAGGCCACCUUUUGGUUGAUGCUGUCCCUCUGUAUCGCCUGGGCCUUGCUCGUUUCGUCUUUGGAGUUUGCGGUCCAGGGUCUAGCGGGAGAUGCGCAGAAAUUGCGGGACGUUGCGGAUGGAUCGAUCUACUCCACGUGGUGGCUGUUCGUCUUCUUACUGAAUGUCGCGAUCAUCUUGCCUGCCAUCAUACUGCUCCAGCCCCGCCGACUGUUGCGGCAUUUCCGAAAGAGGCGGACAGCAAAGACGCCUCGGUGGCGCUUCCGCCUCAGUCGUCCCGCUCAUCUCUCGUCCGCGCUCUUGCUCGCCGGUCCCCUCCUCGCCGUCCUCUACACCCUCUCCCUCUCCCUCAUCUUCCCCCUCCUCUGCAUCCCCCUCCUUAUCCUCCUCUACCUCUCCUUCGUCGUCCUCCGGCACAUGACCGACCGAGUCUUUGUCGACUUCAGCUUCAGCGACGGGUAUCUCGGACUAUGGCUCGUUCGCCGUUUGGGGUGGUGUCUCGGGAUUCAGCCUUUACUCUAUGGGCUGAUCCUCCUCUCGCGUCGGGAAUGGGCGAUUGGCGGAGUUAGCUGCGCGAUUGCGCUCUUGGCGGUGAUCCUCUCGGAAGCACUCACGGCUCGGCGACUCCCUGAGAAGCGGCGUAAGCAUCUCGACUCGUCCACCCGGUCCAGCCUCGAUGCGGUGACUAAGAGCAUGCGCUUCAUCCAUCCCGCCCAACGUUCACACUCCCUCCACUCGCGAUCGGCCUCGGACUCGUCGAUGCUCCAGCGGCUCACCACCCUCCUUCCCGGAUACUCUCGCCUUCCCACUAGCUGUCCUCUCCCCCUCCGCCCGCACACUAUCGACGAUAUGGUAUACACCGAACUCGCAUCCGUCACCCGCCGAGACCUAGUCGUUGGGCGGGACAAGGACGGCGACCGAUUCUUUCAUGAUCCGAGCGAGACGAACCGGGGGCUGGUGUAUCCGCCAGAGAUGCUUCAGCCAACAGCGGUGGUAUGGCUGCCAUAUACUCGGGGAGGAGGGGCGGAGAGCGAGGCGGCCGAACUCGAAGGGAUAAGGGGGUUGGUGGCUAUUGUUGAUCCGGCGCCUAUGAGACGGGAGGGAGGAAUUGAGAAGGAUAAGAGGAAAUCUAAGGAUCUUGGCAAUUAG
Dioszegia hungarica is the source of this 3642-nucleotide messenger RNA. RefSeq lists its product as uncharacterized. The record is from RefSeq and is a predicted model, not a curated record. Bases 1 to 3642 code for a protein of 1213 amino acids. Lineage: Eukaryota; Fungi; Basidiomycota; Tremellomycetes; Tremellales; Bulleribasidiaceae. The transcript has 8 exons. Gene Ontology annotation, molecular function: calcium-activated cation channel activity. Gene Ontology annotation, cellular component: plasma membrane.